AAUGACUCAGUUUGAGCGGAACUACGAGUGAAGUAUCAUCAUCUUCAUUAGAAACUAUACACAUUGAAGUGAUUAAAUUGCAAGCGGUUUAUUAAAAAGGCAUCAAUGUGUAAAGAGCUACGUGCUUAAGCAAUGGCUAAAACGAAAUGGAAUUUAAUCUUUGCCACAUUUAUUGUAUCAUGUGUUUCAUUGAUUGUGUUAAUAGUCUCACUUUGUACACCGUAUUGGAUAACAUCGGAGGCAUAUGAAAGCAACGCGUCCGGGAAUAGUGAAAUAAACUACGGGCUGUUUUCGGGUUCCUUAACUCAAAACUUUCUGCCCAAUUCGCGGUACUACACUUUAACACUUACCUGUCUUUAUCACGAAUAUGUGUGUGCAUACAGCUGUCAAGAAGAUGAAGAGUCACGAACCGAGGAAGUUUUGCAACUCUUAAAAGGAUUGCCCCCUGCCGAUUGUCCCAGCAGUUCUUCAAGGAUGCUUCCACUUGUCCAUAGGAUCGAUCCACCAAUAUUCCCCCAAAAUCGUCAAGCAUCCGCCAACAUCGAUCGCAGUAACUUUAUCAACACUGGGCUGUGGGUUUCGACGGUGGUGUUUAUCGGAAUUGCUAUAAGUUUUGCAGCUAUUUCGGCCAGUUUUUCCAUCAUUAACGUGCUCUUUAAUCCGAUCGAACCGGUGUUCAGCGUGUUUGGAUUGUACAUCUGGAAUGGGGUGGCCCUUGGGUCCACUGCACUGUGCAUGAUAAUGUGGGGAGCAUUGUUUGCUAGUACUCUAGCCGAUAACAUUGCCAUCACGGAUACGCUUACAACACAGAUUCCCUACAGCUCUGACGGGCUAGCUUCCCUAGGGGUAUGCUAUUGGAUUUUACUGUUAUCCAUCUUGCUGCACGGCCUCAACGUAGGACUUCUGCUUUGGCGUAAACGUAUCGUCAACAAAGAACCGCCGCCAACUACUAUAGAUGUCGAUCGGUCUGAUUUAACCAUUAUUAUGUAUUAAAUAAAUAGUGAUCUACAUUUUUUGAAUAUUA
Messenger RNA from Anopheles coluzzii, 1024 nucleotides. RefSeq lists its product as uncharacterized. The transcript has 3 exons. The coding region runs from base 133 to 993 and encodes 286 amino acids. The record is from RefSeq and is a predicted model, not a curated record. Lineage: Eukaryota; Metazoa; Arthropoda; Insecta; Diptera; Culicidae.